AUGGUUUACAUAACUUCGUGGGACGAGUUCGUUGAGCGAUCUGUGCAGUUGUUCCGUGCCGAUCCCGAUUCUACGCGGUAUGUGAUGAAGUACAGACACUGUGAUGGCAAGUUAGUUCUCAAGGUCACUGACAACAAAGAGUGUCUUAAGUUCAAGACAGACCAGGCACAGGAUGCUAAGAAGAUGGAGAAGCUGAACAACCUAUUCUUUACUUUGAUGUCUCGGGGCCCUGAUGCGGAUGUGUCAGAAGUUACAGGGAAAGAACAGACAGAAGCACAGCCAGGGAAGAAAGGGAGAGGAAGGAAACAAUAA
Dovyalis caffra is the source of this 312-nucleotide messenger RNA. Lineage: Eukaryota; Viridiplantae; Streptophyta; Magnoliopsida; Malpighiales; Salicaceae. The record is from the annotation of a GenBank genome assembly.